UCAUAAAAAGGAGGCUCUAUUUAAUCUCCCAAUCCCUAAACGGAAUCUCUCCUUCACUUGCAGCACUCAGCACAAUCAACCUGUCUCCCCCAACACAUUCUCUCUGUGUUUCAAAAAUUCCUUUUGGACGAACGAGUUUGAUCAGUCACUGACAUUCAUACUUGCUGGUAACACCAGGGAAAGUAGCUGUUGAUUAUAAAAUAAUUUGGGAUAGGAAACAACAUGCCCUGGUUUAGUAGAUUGGUUGACGUAUUUCGCCAAAUUGUGCAGCUGAACCUCUAUUGCAGGGUUAUCCUGUAACUUUCUUCUUUCUCCAAGUCUUAAUCUUCAUUUGUUUUUUUCUUUUUUUUUUUUGCCCUUUUCUUGGCUAUCCAUGGGAUCCACUCACUCUCGCAUCCUUUGUUGUGAGAUAUGUAGGAUUAGCUAGAGCUGGAAAAACUAAUUUGACUCUCCAUUUGCUAGAAGUUAGUACCCAUCUUUCUUCAUCCUAUUCUUCUCAGGGAAAAAUAUUAAUCUUUCUGCAAACCUCUUACUAUCCAAUACUAAUCACUUCGUCAUCCUAUCUCAAGCUUGGUUCCUUUCCUUGGCUUCUUCACUUGGUAGUUUCUUUGUGUCUCUGACCUGGAUUUAGAUUCAAUAUUGAAGGGACAAAAGUAGUUAUGGUGUGCCAAGCAGCGAGCCAAACAAGAUUCCGGGCAUUAAAACAUGAGAAUAGAAUUGCUGGUAAACCGACAAUUAUAGUUAGAAUUAUCGCAUGCUAUCAACCUUUGCAGGAUUGCCAGGCUGAAUACUUCCGCCAUCUGCUUAAACCUGUCACGUAGUUUAGUUCUGCAUCUGUGUUAUAGUUUUGAAGUGGAAUUCCUAGUUUUUCCAUUUUUUCUUAUUCCUGAAACAAGCAGCAAGUUGUUUAGCCCAGCAGAUCAAAGCACAAUCGAAUUUGGUGAUUUUGUGGUUGAAUGGUUAAGGUUAACAAAAUUUGGCAUUACCCACAAAAUUCUGCUUUGCAGUUGCCUGAUUUAAACUGCAUGACCUCCCCUUUUGAGCCCAGGCAACGAGAAUGCAUUCUUGCACAUACAAACCUUGGUGCUUGUAUGUUUUCUACAAACAAGGAAUUGCCAGGGGCUGCAGUCCCAGUUUUUUCUUCUCUGAUGACAGAACAAGCAAAUGAAGCACAUGGUUUGCUUCAUUGUUUUCCUCCUAGCUUCCAGACUCUGCCCUCUGCAAAUGUCUAUCUCAAAGAAAACCAAUCAAUGUUUUCUUCUGAUCUGGGCAAAAAGGCUCCACUAAAUGGCAUCUCUGGAUCCCCCCAGAAGAAAUUUCUUGUUUUUGAUCAGUCUGCAAGUGGUACAAGGUUGAUUUAUAGCUCUGUUUACCCACCUGCCCAUGAUCUAACGUCAGUAGUUGCAAAACUUGCUUCAGGGUAUAAAUCACAGUAUGAAGCAGAGGCAGUUAAGUUGAAUGAAAACCAUCCAGUGAAUACAGUUUUACAUGGAACUUCUUGUGAGAAUCAUGAAAGUGAAGGAAAUGAGAUGCAUGAAGACACAGAAGAAAUUAAUGCAUUGCUUUAUUCAGAUGAUACUGAUAAUUAUGAUGAUAUUGAUUACGAUGAUGAUGAAGUAACAAGUACUGGUCACUCUCCAACUGCAAUUGAGGAUAAACAUGAGAAGCGAAGUAGAGCUGAGGAGAUAGUGGAGGAAGUUGGUAGCACUGAUGGUUCAAACAAAAGGCAGAAACUGGUUGAUGGUUGGUACAAGAGAUCAUCACUAAUGGAUACCGCUAGUUCAGUAAAAGAUGAAGGGUCUUACGUGUAUGACAAUGAUACGGUAUCUUGCCAUGCUAUAGGCCAAAAUCAAGGUGCAGAAAUGGUUUCCAUUUUGGGAAACAAACCAUCUAGAAAGGAUAAGAUUCUCUCAACCAUGAAAAUUCUUGAGAUCAUAAUUCCUGGUGCGAAGGGCAAUGACCCAUCUUUGGUACUUGACAAAGCAAUAGAGUAUUUGAAGUCCUUGAAGCUUAAAGCCAAAACCCUAGGAAUGAACGAUUGAGUUUCACUCCCGCUUUGCAUGGCAGUAUGUCAGUUAAAGGGUGGGAAUGGAGAAUGAAAAGGUGGCAGCCAAAGCAAGAAUUCUUUGCUUGAAUAAUUGAUGAGUUUGAAAGCACUAAGCUGGCUUUUGUCAUUUAGGCUUGCUUAUCAAUUUUCUUUUCUUUUUGCCGUUAAGAGCUGCACAUAAAGUGCCAGGAAGUGAAAGGAAAAUAUGGGUUUUGUUUGUUGACCAGAAAUGAUCAUCUUUUUUACUUUUCGUGGAAUUAAAGAUGAUAAAGAUUUGAGGAAGACACAAAGUAAUUGAAGGCAUGAGGAGGGUAUGUUAGUGGUAAGCUGUGCUGGAAAUGAGGGGCCUCUUUCCCCUGGAAGUGUUGAGAACCUCCAUGGAUUUAGUGCAUGCGCGUUAGGUAACCAGGUCCCACCUUCCACUCUCUCUCUCUCUCUCUUCUUCUACUUGUUGAUAUUAUUUUUUGUCCUUUCUUUAUCCUCACUCAAAUCAUGCUGGUAUCAAUAUCUCUAAAGUGUGGAGAAAGUUUAUGGGGUUGUACAGUGUUUACAUGAUUGAGUGUCUGGGUCCACCCUUUGAUCCAAUCAAGCGCAAGAGAAGCUGGCUUGCCUUCACACCCAUGCUUCCAUUGGAUUUGUGGUACUUGUCCUGUAUGCUGUGGCAUGUGAAUCUAGUCCUCCUUCAGUUACAAGUUACUUGCAAGUGUUUAUGUGGAUUAUGAAGUGCUGGUACUACUGCUAUGCUUGUUUUUCUGUAGCAAUAAAAAAGAGAGUGAUUAUGGUGGUGGUGCAGUAAUAAAUAGUGUUUGGCCUCUCCUUUUUGUUGUUUGUUGUGUUGUACUCUCCUGAAGCCUUGUAUGAGUCUCUUAAUAAUAUAAAAAGUUUGCCAUA
Molecule: messenger RNA, 2938 nt
Organism: Tripterygium wilfordii
Lineage: Eukaryota; Viridiplantae; Streptophyta; Magnoliopsida; Celastrales; Celastraceae
Product: transcription factor SAC51-like
Exons: 4
Coding region: 957-2042 (361 amino acids)
Source: RefSeq, a predicted model, not a curated record